CAUUAAAAAUAUUCAAUUUUUGAUUUAAUAAAUUUUAAUAAGUACUUCUGCUAUUAAAUAUUUACUAAAUUAUAAUUUAUAAUGCCAGUUUGUGUAUUUGAAGGCUGUAUGAGCGGCAGCAAGCAAAAAAAUUUAGUUAAACCCAAAAAUGUACACUUACAUAGGUUUCCUAAAGAUGUAAAUCUGAGGAAUAAAUGGUUAAAUCAAAUAACACGGGGUUCAUCUAUAAAAAAUGUUAAUUUUGAAAAAGCUGUUGUGUGUUCAUUACAUUUUGGUCCACAACACAUGGUGGAAAAGCCACUUGUGUUUGAUGGUAUUGCCUCACCUAAAUGUGCAAGGAGAUUAAAACAUGAUGUUGUUCCAUUAAGGUAUUUAGUAUACUAUCAAAACAUUGGUAGAUAUUUUAAGUUUAAAUUUAUAUCUAGUAUAAAUGGGCAUGAAUAUUCUUCACCAAUUAAUUGUCCACAUUCAUUAAUUAGUACUCCAAGUGGAACGUUUAAAGUAACGUCAUCAUUAGAUGAUAAUUUAUGCAAAUCAAAUGUAUUGUCGUUAAAUAACUCAACUCCUUUGGAAGUAAAGUGCAAAAAAAAUCUAUUUGACAUUGAUUGUGACGAUGGAAUAACAUUUUUGCCAGAUGACAGCAUUCUGUUGCAGCCUGUUGAUGACGAUAAUUCCAAGUAAAAUAAUACAUAGAAAAAUGUAGCAAUUGUUCUAUGUAUUUAGUUUGUUCAAUGUUUUGGGUGUUAUUUAUAAACAGUACAUGCAUGCAUGUAUUAACUCAAAUGUAUUUGUGUUAAGUUAUUUGCAUCUAAUUAGUAAUUUAUUCAUAAUUGUUUCUGUCUUAACAAGUAUUUUAUGUUUAGUUAUAAAGGUCAACACAAUCACAUCCACAUAGUCACCUCAAGGGAUAUCUCUUCUUUAUCUUAAAUGUUUUUCUUAUACAAAAACCUAUAUUCUUUAACAGGUUAUUCAUGUACAUCUUUACUUUUGUGUAGUUAUGAGUAUUAAUUUAGUUUUAAUUUUUCUUAAUUGUCUGUUUUAAUAAAAAUGAUACAUGCUUACAGAA
Messenger RNA from Myzus persicae (green peach aphid), 1066 nucleotides. RefSeq lists its product as uncharacterized. The transcript is spliced from 3 exons. Lineage: Eukaryota; Metazoa; Arthropoda; Insecta; Hemiptera; Aphididae. Bases 82 to 681 code for a protein of 199 amino acids. The record is from RefSeq and is a predicted model, not a curated record.